AAUAGUGGUCCCGUCACGGGUGUUACGAUAACCUCAUCAACCGAUCCAAGCAAUGUACCAACAACAACAACAACUAUGGCAUGUAUGCCAACCAAUUCGAUAUCAUCAACCACAUUCUUAAAUCCUAAUUUUACUCUUCAGGAUGAAAAUGGAGAUGCAGAGAAACAACAAUGA
Messenger RNA from Loa loa (African eye worm), 174 nucleotides. RefSeq lists its product as hypothetical. Lineage: Eukaryota; Metazoa; Nematoda; Chromadorea; Rhabditida; Onchocercidae. The record is from RefSeq and is a predicted model, not a curated record. The transcript has a single exon. The annotation marks the transcript as partial.